This is a messenger RNA of Acanthosepion pharaonis, 1248 nucleotides long. Lineage: Eukaryota; Metazoa; Mollusca; Cephalopoda; Sepiida; Sepiidae. The record is from the annotation of a GenBank genome assembly.
AUGGCGUGUGGCAAGCACGUUUUCCUCGAUCAAGAGCGAAAGUCGGAGGUUCGAAGACGAUCAGAUACCGUCGUAGUUCCGACCGUAAACGAUGCCGACCGGCGAUCCGCCGGCGUUCGCUUCCAUGACCCGGCGGUGCGCCGAUGUGUGUGUUUAUUCAACGGCGGGCUCGGCGUUCAUCGCAGCGCCCGGGUCCGGGUCGGUUUUCUCACGCACUUCUUAGAGGGACGGGUGGCAGAAAGCCACACGAGGCGGAGCGAUAACAGGUCUGUGAUGCCCUUAGAUGUCCGGGGCCGCACGCGCGCUACACUGGAGGGAUCGGGGCCUGUAACCAACCCCGUGAACGAGGAAUUCCCGGUAGGCGCGGGUCAACAGCCCGCGUCGAUCACGUCCCUGCCCUUUGUACACACCGCCCGUCGCUACUACCGAUCGAACGGUCCGGUGAGGUCCUCGGAUCUGGCCGACGACGCCGCCGGGCAGCGUGCACGUGGCGCAGCGGCUGCGGUCUCCGCCGCCGUUUCACGCGCGUGUCGUACUCGCCUCGGCGUUCGAUGCCUGGAGAAGACGACCGAACCCGAUCGUUUAGAGGAACAAGCGAGCGGCGUGUACCGCCGUCAAGAGACCGCCGCCGUCACGACUGGUCGGUCGCGGGUAGCACGUUAUUCGUCGGCGAAACAGGGUUGGGGGGAAAGCUUGCGCUCGUUUCGCGGCAGCAGUCAAAAAGAAAUGGCCGCGCCACCGUCGCAUGGACGGCCUCGCCUCCUUGCGUCUGCUGCUGCUGAUGCUGCUCCUCCUCCCUACUCGUCCGACAAAAAAUAUCCUCUGCUCUCUGCGCGAGACGGGCGCCCGUCUCCAGCCGUAUUACGUCCAGCCGUCCCGUUUCACGUACCGCCGCCGCCGCCGCCGCCGCCGUUGCUGCCGCCUCUACGUCCCUGUGCGGGGAGGUCGAGUUCGGAUAGAUGCGCACGCGAUUCGAGGAGCGCUGCCGCUACCGCCGGCCACGAUCGCGAGACGGAUGCCGCCGACCAGCCUCCGUCUCCCGCCGACGUCGACGUGGUCACGUGUACGGUCCUGGCCGCCGUCUAUGUCCCCGACAAAUUUGUGGUGGUUGCCGGGGUGCCAUUUCCAAAUUUCUAUCUAUCUAUCUAUCUAUCUAUCUAUCUAUCUAUCUAUCUAUCUAUCUAUCUGUUUCAGUUCAUAUUUAUCCGUUUACUCAUCUAUCUAUCGAUUUUUAUUACUAUUUCGUGA